Messenger RNA from Paramisgurnus dabryanus, 3077 nucleotides. RefSeq names its product cholinergic receptor, nicotinic, alpha 5 (gene chrna5). Gene Ontology annotation, cellular component: postsynaptic membrane. Gene Ontology annotation, biological process: monoatomic ion transmembrane transport. The record is from RefSeq and is a predicted model, not a curated record. NCBI's taxonomy places the organism in Eukaryota, Metazoa, Chordata, Actinopteri, Cypriniformes, Cobitidae. Gene Ontology annotation, molecular function: transmembrane signaling receptor activity; acetylcholine-gated monoatomic cation-selective channel activity.
UUUCUUCUGGAGCGAGACGGAGGGUGUGUGUGUGUAUGUGUGUGUGUAAGCAGCCGCACACAUGCUGUUUGGUAUACAGCAUCCAAAUGGAAGAUCCAGUCUCUUCACAUCCAUAAUCAGGUCUUCUUUGUGAGUGUGAUUCUCUUGAUGCUAUCAUGGUAACAGCUCACAUCACUGUCAGAUCUCUACUGCUGCUUGUCUUCUGUCCUGUCCACUGCUCUUCUAUAGGGCCACCUGCGCUGUCGUCCUAUGCCAAGACAGAGGACAGACUUUUUAAAAAACUCUUCAGCAACUACCAGAAAUGGGUAAGACCAGUGGAGGAUCUGAACGGAACGGUACAGGUUAAAUUUGGGCUGGCUAUCUCCCAGUUGGUGGAUGUGGAUGAGAAGAACCAGCUGAUGACCACCAAUGUGUGGAUUAAGCAGGAGUGGACAGACAUGAAGCUUAGGUGGAAUCCGGACCAUUACCUAGGAAUCAAAUCCAUCAGAAUUCCCUCAGACUCCAUUUGGAUUCCUGACAUUGUGCUUUAUGACAAUGCAGAUGGUAAUUUUGAGGCCACUGUGACAAAAGCAGUUGUGCGUUAUGAUGGAAGAAUCUCCUGGACUCCUCCAGCCAACUACAAAUCAGCCUGCACGAUAGAUGUGACCUUCUUUCCCUUUGAUCUUCAGAACUGCUCCAUGAAGUUUGGGUCCUGGACUUAUGAUGGUUCACAGGUGGACAUUCUUCUUGAGGAUGUGCACGUUGACAAACGGGACUAUUUCGACAAUGGCGAGUGGGAAAUUGUGAAGGCCACCGGCAGCCGACGCUUGAGAACCGAUGGGACAUUUUUCUACCCAUCCAUUACCUACUCCUUUAUCAUCCGACGACUUCCUCUCUUCUACACACUCUUCCUUAUUAUUCCCUGCAUUGGCCUGUCUUUCUUGACAGUGUUGGUGUUUUAUCUUCCAUCCAACGGGGGAGAGAAAAUCUCCCUCUGUACAUCUGUCCUUGUCUCACUUACUGUCUUCUUGCUGGUGAUAGAGGAAAUCAUCCCUUCUUCCUCAAAGGUGAUUCCUCUCAUUGGAGAGUAUUUGGUCUUUACCAUGAUUUUUGUGACACUUUCCAUAGUCAUUACUGUCUUUGCUAUCAACAUCCACCAUCGUUCCUCAUCUACUCAUCACAACAUGGCACCCUGGGUCCGCCGGAUCUUUUUGCACCACCUGCCUAAACUUCUCUGCAUGCGCAGCCAUGUGGACCGUUAUGCCAGUGCUGUGGGGAGCCUAAGAGCAGAAAGCACUGAAAGAGAAGGACUGGGUUAUGGAAAGGGUUUGGGCCAUGAAACAACCCCUCUUCUUAAUGCAGAACACAGUUUGCGGGCAGCCCUGGAAUCUAUACGUUACAUUACUCUUCAUGUUGUGAAGGAAAAUGAAGUCAGAGAGGUUGUGCAAGACUGGAAGUUUGUGGCCCAAGUUCUGGACCGUGUUUUCCUGUGGGCAUUCCUCCUGGUUUCUGUGCUUGGUUCUGCUCUGCUUUUCAUUCCAGUUAUCUAUAAAUGGGCCAACAUUAUUGUCCCCAACUAUGUUGGAAGUACUAGUUAAAACACAUAAAUGUAUACAAUUUAUGAUAUUUUAGGAUUUUUAAUAGGGUAAAUGAGUAAAAAUUUUGGAUUUUGACGUUAUCCGAUAUGCCAAUAAUCUUCAACUCAAUGUACUGUAAUGCACACUUUAUGUAUCAAUUAAUUAUACACACAUUUUUAUUAAAGUAGGCCAUUGAAAUGCUCUUCCGCCAAGAGUGAGUAAUUGCUUCAUUGUGUUUUUGUUUUGUUUCAUUACCAUUAUUAUCACAGACAACAGCAGGUAGGUUACUGUCAUUUUUAUGCACGGAUACGAUAUACUGAUACAAGAUCACCAACUUUUUAUUCACUUAAAACCAGAGCUGCCAACUCUCACGCUUUCAUCAUGUGACACACUGUUUUGGCUGUUUUCACACACACUUACGCCACACAUCCAAUUAUUUAAAAAAAAAAACCUGAUCUUGAGCCAGAUUCGUUCGUUCCUUUUCAAACUCCUCGGCGGUACUAGAUAGUGCUGAUGGGGUCUGUAGCUGGCUGCACCCCAAGGUUAGCGACAGAAGAAAAGAUACCCUGCGAAAGGCAAAUGAGAGAAGUCUGAUGGUGAGAAUUCACGCAAUGUGAUUGUCACAGGGUGACUAUAUAGGGCGGAACUAAAGUGGAGAAGAUUGGUUCCGCCCGGAGACGGUUUUCACCCCGGACUAAAAUUUUCAAACUCCUUGACUUCCUGGUCUCCCUGACAACACAGAUUGUAUAUUGACGAGCAACAGGUGUGGCAAGUUAAUGUGGCAGGUUGUGAUUAGAAGAGGUAAUGAAGAUGGGCAAUAUAAAUAGACCUGUGAAACACACAAAAAAAAUCUGCCUCUAGGAGAAGCGGAGGGCGCCACGGGUUCAAGAAGGACAGUCCAGAGUCCUGUCCCCUCUGCCUGGAGGCUAGAAGGAACCCCUGUUUUUAAAUCCCCUUCCCUAAAUACCAUUAACUAAUUUAAAUAAAGCUUAUUUUAAUUUUACUUGUACCUUGUGUGUCUGGUCAUUGGGGUGGCUUUGGGAACCUCCUCGAGGUGGAAACUAGGAAGGGGCGUGACUCAACAGCAUCUGGGUCCGCUCCGACCUGUGACAUGAUCUACUAAUGUUUGCACGUGUGAUAUUACCAACAUGAUCUCACAAAGUUCCGUGGGAUAGUCACGGAAUUUUGUGCUCAUUUUUCCGUGGCAUUCUCACGGAUCUCCGCAUUUUUCCGUGGCCCUGCUACGGACUGUCUUUUUCCGUGGCAUUCUCACGGAUUGGUUACUCAACUGCUUUUUCCUAUUUUCAAACCAUUUUCGCUUCGGUUUAGGGUUAGAUUUGGUGUUUGCAUUAGUAUGUCACUUUAACUAUUGGUUUAUAUAAUUUUUUCUGAUUUAUUCUUUUAUAUUUUCUAAACUUUAAACAAUUGUCGCCUGGCGUUGGGGUUAGAGUUGGGUUUGGGUAGGGAUGUCAUUUCAUGUAAAUCUAACCCUAAACCGAAGCGAAAAUGGUAAGAAAAUAG